UAGAUAAGUUAUUUCAUAGUAAGAGAGCGAGGGAAAUACUGAUCUAAACCCUAGAAAACUCAUUGACCGGCUGAAUCGCCGAUUUCCAUAAGAUCCGGUUUCACGGCUGAGAAAAAUGGGGAUCAUCGCAUCAUCCACGAUUCUGAAAACGGGGGAUUCGAAGUCCAAUUCUGGAUACCACCAAAUCCCGGCGGAGAGACGGAGAGCUCAUCAAGAAGCGCUGGCGAAUGCUACUGUUGAUCUGAUAGCCAGGGAGCUCGAUGUCUUAUUCCCGCCGAAACUUGGAGAUACGUCAACUGAUCCACCAAAAGAAAUUGACACAACAAAGAGGGAUGAGGAAAUAGAAUUGCGGUUUUGCGAGUUUAUGAAAGAGGGUGGUUGCAAGGAAUCAUUUACAGCUUUGAAAAAUUGUGUGGAUGAAGCUCAACGUUACACUGAAACGUGUCAUAAACUCUGGCCUAGGCUGAUCAAGUGUAUGCAUGCUCACUCUGACUACUAUCAGCCGAUUCUCGCUCUUAAGAAAGCUUGUGAAGAACAAAUUUUGAAGGAUAUCUUAUCCAUCGGCUUAUCGGAAGGGGUCUUAUCGGAAGAGGAUGUUGCGACUAAGCAAGCUGAUGGAUUUUGGUAAUUAUUCUUGUUUACGUGAAUAAUCAAUAUUGGAUUUGGGAAUAAAUUGUUCUUAGGGGC
Messenger RNA from Arabidopsis arenosa, 687 nucleotides. NCBI's taxonomy places the organism in Eukaryota, Viridiplantae, Streptophyta, Magnoliopsida, Brassicales, Brassicaceae. The record is from the annotation of a GenBank genome assembly.